AUGAUGGAAAGAAUAAGAAAAGAGAUGAUUCUGAUGGAGAGAGGGCUGCACAGCCCCACGGCCGGCAAGAGGUUCUCCAAUUUGUCCGACUCGGCUGGCAAUGCUGUACUCGAGGCCCUGGAAAAUUCGCAGCACCCGGCUCGCCUUAGCCCGCGCCUGCCGUCCGCCCCCCUGCACAGCUCUCUGGGAGAUCUCCCUGCCAAGGGCAAAUUCGAAAUAGACACUUUGUUCAACCUGCAGCACCCGGGCAGCGAAAGCACCGUCUCCUCCGAAAUCGCCUCGGCCGCGGAGGGCCGCAAAAAGCCGGGCCAUUAUUCCGAGGCGGCCGCCGAGGCGGACAUGAGCAGCGACGUGGAGGUGGGCUGCUCCGCUCUGCGCUCCCCCGGCGGCCUCGGCGCCGCGCCGCUUAAGGAAAACAAUGGCAAAGGGUACGCGGAGAGCGGAUCCGCCGGGGGCACCACGACGUCCUCGUCGGGCUCCGGCCUCGGCGCGUUCACCCGCGAACAGAUCGCGCGCCUGGAGAAGGAGUUCUACCGGGAGAACUACGUGUCACGGCCCCGCCGGUGCGAGCUGGCCGCUGCGCUUAACCUGCCCGAAACCACCAUCAAGGUGUGGUUCCAGAAUCGCCGGGCAAAGUGGCGAAAAGUGGAGAAACUGAAUGGGAAGAAGGACAAGGACAGUCCUGCAGGUCCAGCCCCUGCCAGCGGCCAGGACAGCGCGGUGCUGUGCGGGGAGUGGAGGAAUCCAGAGCCCCAUGCCUCCCCCACCGCCCCGCACUGCUCGCUGCGGGACCUGCCAGCGAAACUGCUGGUGGAGAUCUUCGCCUUGCUUCCCGGCACCGACCUGCCCAGCCUGGCCCAGGCUUGCAAAAAAGUCCAGCACAUCCUGCACACCGACAGCAUCUGGAGAUGGCGCUGCCGGGAGGAGUUUGGCGUUCCUGAAACCUUGCAGAAACCGGAGAUGAUGGAGAGGAAAUCAGCCACGGUGGAGUGCACGGACGACUUCUACAGCUUUUCCCACAGCCGCCUCAUGCAGAUUCGGAAGGACAGGUUCAGCACUAAGUGGACCAAGAGAGACCACCAAACGGAUUCACCAACGCGGUUAGGGGAGAACAGGUUCUGCAGGUGUUUGAGGACAGACUGCCAUAUGACUGGCUGA
Messenger RNA from Myotis davidii, 1158 nucleotides. RefSeq names its product even-skipped homeobox 2 (gene EVX2). The record is from RefSeq and is a predicted model, not a curated record. Gene Ontology annotation, biological process: regulation of transcription by RNA polymerase II. Gene Ontology annotation, molecular function: protein binding; RNA polymerase II cis-regulatory region sequence-specific DNA binding; DNA-binding transcription factor activity, RNA polymerase II-specific. Gene Ontology annotation, cellular component: nucleus. NCBI's taxonomy places the organism in Eukaryota, Metazoa, Chordata, Mammalia, Chiroptera, Vespertilionidae.